Molecule: messenger RNA, 1463 nt
Organism: Xiphias gladius (swordfish)
Lineage: Eukaryota; Metazoa; Chordata; Actinopteri; Istiophoriformes; Xiphiidae
Exons: 6
Coding region: 73-675 (200 amino acids)
Source: RefSeq, a predicted model, not a curated record
GCUGGCAUUCCUGCAGAAGCACAGUUGUCCUGUUCUUGUGGUAUCCAGUGGGCUUUCAUUUGACUUCUAAUCAUGUCUGCUCACUUUUGUUUAGCUUUACUGGCUCUCUCCUCUCUGACUGCUGCAUCUGAUCCAGGCUGUGAAGAGCUGAUUAAACCUCUGGAGGAUCGAAGCCAGGUUUCUGGAAAAUGGAUAUUCCAUGCUGGAACAGCAGACAAUACAGAGCUUUUGAAGGAACUUAAAACUAUCAACAGCUCCUGGAUGGAACUCUCACCCUCAUCUGAUACUGACAAUAUGACCCUGCACUGGGGAGACAAAGUCGAUGGGAAAUGUCAUUAUGGAGGUGCUAAUUUUACCUUCUCGGAAAAUUCCACCAAGGUGACAUUUAACUUUAAGUCCUCCACUCAUGAGCAUGUUGGGAAGCACCUGGUGACGUGCCCUGACUGCGUCGUCUGGACAGACAACUCAGUGAGGCUGUACAAUGGGGAAACCAGAAAAGGCAGACACCUCUUCCUCUUCACAAAGUCUGGGGAGCUGGAUGCCUCUCAUCUGGACGUUUUCAAGAAGCAGGCUGCAUGCCUCAACUUCCCACCAGAUUUCCACUUUGGAGGAACCACAGACCUGUGUCCUGGGGAGAAGGAGGCUGCCACAGAUGUAAAGGAAGAUGAACAAUAGAGAAAACGCAUGUUGAUGGGGCUGUUGUCACCUAUCGUUAACCUCAAAUCUAUCCUGAGACUUCAUGAGUUAAAUUUGUAUUCAAGUAGACUCUCUUAGACGCACAUAAACUCCCAGUACCACUUGUGUGUACCACAGAUGUCUUGAUAGAUGUGAAGAAAACAAUUUUUUCACCCUGCAGGGGGUUUAAUGUCAGACAUCAGGGACUCUAUAGUUUUUAAGUUUGUGUCUACCAUGUAAAAACAAAGAGCUACUCAGCCUGUUGAGGUUAUUCGUAGUGCCAGACUAUUUCUUGUAGAUGCCUUUUACUGUAUUAAAGAGAACUGCAUAUAAAGCUUAACAAAAGGAGUUACUGUGUGUUUGCAUGCUUCUACUUUGCAUUAAAUGCAAUCUAUGCGUAUGCUCUGGCUCUGACACUGCCCUGUAACUUCCAGUGAGCCUCCUGUGAUUUCUGCAAAACACUGGCCAACAGGUACUGGAAAAAAGUGUGAGUUUGUAUGACAGAGCAACUGUUAAGGACUGCGACUAAAAUGUGUGUUGGGGGAGUUAAAGAAGGAAAUACGAAGCAGGCCUGUGGACUGGCUGAUUGUUUCAUUCAUGCCUAUUCCUCUUUUACCGCAACACUAGUCUUUUCAUGUUGCCUACUUGUCGCAGUGCCCCUGGUAGGAUGGAGAGCAACAGUUAUACAAGGAUGUGAGAAACCUCUGCUAGGAUUCAGCCCUUCCAAAGUUUUUUUUUUUUUUCUUUUGCACUGCAAAGCAACAAAAGAUGUGGCUUUUUGCAUUCUA